UAGUUUGAUAGUGAUCCAACGCAACAUGCCGGUUUAGUGUGCAUGUGAACGUGCACGGUAUGAUGUGUGCAUGUUUUAGGAGACUUUUUUUUUCUUCUUCAUAUAUCAGUCCUGCCCUUCUGUGACACUAAAACCUUGAGAUCUGUGCAGACAGACAGCUGAACGCUCUGCCCACGGCUCCAACGGAAGAAGCGUUGCCAUGGAUGAGGGUCAGGGCAACUACCUGGACUUCCUCGGCCUGUUCAAUGACACCUACGAUACCACUGACUCAUCCUAUGUGGUCAGUGAAGCAGUCAAACUCUGUGCUAAAACUGAUGCCAAUAACUUUGGUGCAACAGUCAUCCCACUGUUCUACUGGAUAAACUUCCUCCUCAGUUACCUGGGCAACGGGCUCGUUCUCAUCAUAAUUUUCAAGUAUGAGAAGCUCAACACGGUGACGAACAUUUUUCUCCUCAAUCUGGUUCUGUCAAACUUCCUGUUUGCCUCUAGUCUGCCCUUCUGGGCCACGUACCACAUGUCUGAGUGGAUCUUCGGCGUGGCCAUGUGCAAGCUGGUCAGCAGUGCUUAUUUGAUUGGCUUCUACAGUUCCAUCCUCUUCCUCACGCUUAUGACCUUUGACCGGUAUCUUGCCGUGGUGCAUGCAGUUGCCGCUGCCAAGAGCAGGAAGAAAGCCUAUGCCAUCAGUGCAUCAGUAGCAGUUUGGUGCAUUAGUAUAUUUGCAAGCGUCAAAGAGCUGGUUCUCCAAAACGUGUGGAAGAGUCCUUUGAACGGACUGAUAUGUGAUGAGUCUGGCUUCCAUAAGAGCAUCAUGGAUCGCUGGCGUUUGGUGACUUACUACCAGCAGUUCUUUCUUUUCUUUCUCAUCCCUCUGCUCAUGGUGAUUUAUUGCUACAUCAGUAUCACCAUCCGCAUCCUGUCCACACGGAUGGCGGAUAAGUGUCGUGCCAUCAAGCUCAUAUUUGUCAUCAUCUUGACCUUCUUCAUCUGCUGGACACCCUACAACAUUGUCAUCCUCCUCCAAGCUGUUCACAUCACUGUCGGUGGACCGUCACCCGACUGCGCCGUCUCAGACAGGCUGGACUACGUGAUGUAUGUCACACGCAACAUCGCCUACUUGUACUGUUGCAUCAGUCCCGUAUUUUACACCUUUUUGGGGAAGAAGUUCCAGAGGCACUUCCUUAUGCUGCUGGGAAAGAGAAUCCCCUGUCUGAAGAAACACAUCAGCUUCAGCAGCCAGAGCACCAGGUCCACAUCUCAGAGGACGCCCCACUCCACAUAUGACUACUGAAUACUGCAAGAACUUGUGUCAAUUUUAUAGCCUUCACCAUGAUUAGUCCCAAGCCAAAACUCAGGGCCUGUAUCCACAAAGCUUCUCAAAGAGCUCCUAACUUAGCCUAAAUCAG
Thalassophryne amazonica is the source of this 1403-nucleotide messenger RNA. Its product is annotated as C-C chemokine receptor type 4-like. Gene Ontology annotation, molecular function: chemokine receptor activity. The record is from RefSeq and is a predicted model, not a curated record. The transcript is spliced from 2 exons. Gene Ontology annotation, biological process: G protein-coupled receptor signaling pathway; chemotaxis; immune response. Lineage: Eukaryota; Metazoa; Chordata; Actinopteri; Batrachoidiformes; Batrachoididae. The coding region runs from base 200 to 1288 and encodes 362 amino acids. Gene Ontology annotation, cellular component: membrane.